Molecule: messenger RNA, 666 nt
Organism: Xylaria bambusicola
Lineage: Eukaryota; Fungi; Ascomycota; Sordariomycetes; Xylariales; Xylariaceae
Product: rho GDP dissociation inhibitor
Exons: 3
Coding region: 1-666 (221 amino acids)
Biological process (GO): Rho protein signal transduction
Cellular component (GO): cytosol; cytoplasm; membrane
Molecular function (GO): protein binding; Rho GDP-dissociation inhibitor activity
Source: RefSeq, a predicted model, not a curated record
AUGAUGAUCAAGAGGGAAACCACUGUCACAUCGUGCAAAAGACCGAGCGAAGACCCGGCCGAUGGGCCGGCGGAGUCUCCCCAAGAGGAGGUCAUCUCUUACUUUUACGACACUGUGGUCAUUACACCAGAUGAAAAUGUUCCUGUUACUAAAUUCAAGGCAGAUGCAAACGAUGAAUCGCUUCAACGAUACAAGAAAUCACUUGGCCUUGGAGGUGGCAAAGACAUUUCUGACCCCAACGACCCUCGUGUUUGUAUCAUCCAGUCACUCACGAUGGAGUCCGCUGGCCGCCCACCUGUCACUAUCGACCUAUCUCAGCCCGGCAGUGAGAACACCCUCAAGGAUAACCCUUUCAAGAUCAAGGAGGGCGCCAAGUUUACCAUGGUGGCCUCUUUCCGCGUCCAGCAUGAGAUUCUCAGCGGUUUGCAUUACGUCCAAACCGUGAAGCGUAAGGGCAUUAGAGUCAGCAAGGACUCAGAGAUGUUGGGAAGCUAUGCUCCCAACACGGAUGUGCAACCAAUCUACACUAAGCGCUUCCAGGAAGAAGAAGCCCCAUCCGGCAUGAUAGCCCGCGGCCAUUACAACGCUGUCUCUACCUUUGUGGACGAUGACAAGAAGCAACACUUACAGUUUGAGUGGAGCUUUGACAUCUCCAAGGAUUGGUAG